AUGACCAUUACAAAGACGGAUCUUGGGCAGCAUAAUAGCCGUCAAUCUCAUCCCGGCGGCGCAAGUGUGAUCCUACGCUACGCUGGAAAAGAUGCCACAGAAGGGUUUGACUCUGUUCAUUCACCAGACGUCCUGGAACAGCUGCCUGGAACGGCAAUACGAGGUCAAAUCGAUGCCGCCGAGUUGGGCUCCUGCAAAGUUGCUGGUGCGUCUAGUGUGAGAACAACAGAGCCUCAGCCUGGUGGACCGCCUCCUCUGAGCACUCUGAUCAAUCUGAACGACUUUCAAAAAGUUGCCGAGAAAUAUCUGCCAGCCAAGGCCUGGGCCUAUUACUCUUCUGGCGCUGACGAUGAAAUCAGUAAGCGCGAGAAUGCCAUUUCUUAUCAAAAAGUUGCACUACGACCGCGUAUAUUGAAGAAGGUACCCAAUAUUGACACGCAAACUUCCAUUCUUGGUUACCCUGUAUCACUUCCUGUUUACAUAUCACCCGUUGGCAUCGCAAAAUUUGCUCAUCCAGACGGUGAGUGCGCACUUGCAUCGGCUGCCGGAAAGGAAGGACUAGCUCAGGUUCUCGCAAAUGGUGCCAGCAUGCCGAUCGAGCGAGUGAUGCAAAGUCGGCUCUCGAGUGAGCAACCGCUGUUCUUCCAACUUUAUGUCAAUAGAGACAUCGGUAAGUCCGUUCAGGCCGUCAAACGUGCAGAAAAGGCCGGUGCUCGAGCUAUUUGGAUCACCGUGGAUUCACCGGUGGUUGGCAAGAGGGAAAUGGACGAGCGACUGAAUCUUACGGUUGUGGUAGGUAUUAGUUGA
Penicillium maclennaniae is the source of this 807-nucleotide messenger RNA. Its product is annotated as FMN-dependent alpha-hydroxy acid dehydrogenase family protein. Gene Ontology annotation, molecular function: oxidoreductase activity. Bases 1 to 807 code for a protein of 268 amino acids. The transcript is spliced from 2 exons. The record is from RefSeq and is a predicted model, not a curated record. Lineage: Eukaryota; Fungi; Ascomycota; Eurotiomycetes; Eurotiales; Aspergillaceae.